AUGAAUAUAUUGCCUUGGAAAAGGAUAGUAUACUCAAAGCGAAGAAUCUCUUGUUCGUUACUGCCGUUGCCACUACAACCGUUUAGAACCAUGUCAGCCAUUAAUUCUACUGAAGACUGGACUGCUGCCAAAGUCAGGUCCACAUUCCUCAAGUUUUUCGAAUCAAGAGGCCAUACUUUCGUGCCAUCUUCUUCAGUCAUCCCUUACGAUGACCCCACCCUUUUGUUUGCGAACGCUGGUAUGAACCAGUACAAGCCUAUUUUCCUAGGAACUGUUGAUCCUUCGUCUGACUUUGCUACGCUGAAACGUGCUGUUAACUCGCAGAAGUGCAUCAGAGCUGGUGGAAAACACAACGAUCUGGAGGAUGUUGGAAAAGACUCUUACCAUCACACUUUCUUCGAGAUGUUGGGAAACUGGUCUUUCGGAGACUAUUUCAAGAAAGAGGCCAUCCAAUGGUCUUGGGAAUUACUCACUGUGGUUUAUGGCAUACCUGCUGAUCGUUUGUAUGUUACCUACUUCGAGGGUGAUGCUAAGAACGGUCUGGAACCCGAUUUGGAGGCCAAGGAUCUCUGGAAGUCCGUGGGUGUUCCAGAUGACCACAUCUUGCCCGGUAAUGCGAAAGACAAUUUCUGGGAGAUGGGUGACCAAGGUCCAUGUGGUCCAUGUUCUGAAGUCCAUUACGACAGAAUUGGUGGCCGUAAUGCCGCUGCUCUGGUUAACAUGGAUGACCCUGAUGUUCUGGAAAUCUGGAACAACGUGUUCAUUCAGUUUAACCGUGAGCCAGAUUCAUCCCUGAAGCCAUUGCCUGCCAAGCACGUUGAUACUGGUAUGGGUUUCGAGCGUCUUGUAUCUGUAUUGCAAGAUGUGAGGUCCAACUACGACACUGAUGUUUUCCAACCUCUUUUCCAACGUAUCCACGAGAUCACUGGUGUCAGACCCUACUCUGGUCAUUUUGGAAAGGAAGACCUAGAUGGAAUCGACACAGCCUACCGUGUCUUGGCUGAUCAUGUUCGUACCUUGACCUUUGCGCUUGCCGACGGUGGGGUUCCAAACAACGAAGGCAGAGGCUACGUUUUGCGUCGUAUUCUGCGUCGUGGAUCUCGUUAUGUCAGAAAGUACAUGAACUACCCGAUCGGAAAAUUUUUCUCCCAGCUAGCACCAACUUUGAUCGAGCAAGUCAAAGAUAUCUUCCCAGAAGUUGCCAAGGACCCAUCCACGAUCUUCGAGAUCUUGGACGAGGAAGAGGCCUCGUUCGCCAGAACCCUUGACCGUGGUGAGAAGUUGUUUGAGCAGUAUGCCAUCAUUGCAUCUAAGACUCCAGAGCAGACUUUGUCUGGUAAAGAUGUCUGGAGAUUAUAUGAUACCUACGGUUUCCCUGUUGACUUGACAAGGCUGAUGGCUGAAGAAGCUGGUCUCAAGAUUGACGAGGAAGGCUUUGAAAAGGCAAAACUUGCUUCUUGGGAGGCUUCUAAGGGAGCAGGAAAGACUGCCGGAAAAGCCCUGCUGAAAUUUGAUGUCCAUGCCUUGGGCAAGUUGGAUUCUGAUGGCACUGUUCCAAAGACUGACGACUCUCCUAAGUACGGACUUGAAAACGUCAAGGCUGAAAUAGUUGCUAUUUACAACGGAGAGUUCUUGGAUUCUACAGAGGGUAUUGCAGAAGGCGAGCAAAUCGGUAUUUUGUUAGACAAGACCCCAUUUUACGCCGAGCAAGGUGGACAGGAAUUCGAUACGGGUAAGAUCGUCAUUGAUGGUGUUGCCGAGUUUAAUGUUGAAAAUGUCCAGCAAUAUGCUGGAUACGUCUUGCACACUGGUUACGUGGUGGAAGGCUCUUUUGCUGUCAAGUCAUCUGUCAUUGCCGGAUACGAUGAGUUACGCCGUUGGCCAAUUAGAAACAACCAUACAGGCACCCAUAUCCUGAAUUUUGCCCUUAGAGAAGUGUUGGGUGAUGGUGUUGAUCAGAAGGGUUCUUUGGUUUCUGCCGAGAAACUCAGAUUCGAUUUCUCCCAUAAGGCUGCGUUGUCUCUCAAGGAGAUUGAGCGUGUUGAGAACAUUUGUUCAGAACAAAUCAAGUCUAACGUGCAGGUGUUCUCCAAGCCUGUUGAGCUUGAUACUGCCAAAAAGAUUUCUGGUCUCAGAGCCGUGUUUGGUGAAGUGUACCCAGAUCCAGUCCGUGUAGUUUCCAUUGGUGUCCCUGUUGAGACUUUGCUUGCCAACCCAGAGAGCGAAGAAUGGAACAAGUACUCUAUCGAGUUCUGCGGUGGUACUCAUGUUGCAAAGACUGGUGACAUCAAGGAGUUUGUGAUCAUAGAAGAGAGCGGAAUCGCCAAGGGUAUCCGUCGUAUUGUUGCUGUAUCUGGUACCGAGGCUCAUGCCGUUCAAAGAAUUGCGAAGUCUUUUGACGAGGAACUGGACGCAAUCAGCAAACUUACUUUUGGUGCUGAGAAAGAGAAGAAGCUAAAGGAGGCCAAUGUUGCUCUCGGAAAGCUCUCUGUUCAGGUUGUGGCCAAAAAUGCUCUUAAGGAGAAGUUCGCCAAGAUAGACAAAUCCGUCAAGGACGAGCAAAAGGCCAUACAGAAGGCUGAAAGCAAGAAAACUCUUGAUGCCGUCAAGAACUUCUUUACCGAGAAUGCAGAAGCUCCAUUCUUUGCAGCCCACGUGGACAUUUCUCCAAAUGCAAAGGUCAUCACUGAGGCCAUCAACUUCUUGAAGAAAGAGAAUAAGGACAAGUCCCUGUUUUUGAUCACUGGUAAGGAAAGCGAGGCCAGAGUUGCUCAGGGUGUCUAUAUCUCUGAUGCAGCUGGUGCCAAGGGUCUUGAUGCUACUGCAGUCGCCCAGCUUGCUGCUAAGUUCAUUGGUGGUAAGGCUGGUGGAAAAGGCAAUGUUUGCCAGGGUAUGGGUGACGAUGUCAAGGGCAUCAACGAAGCUGUCGAAGCUGUCUCUAGUUUGUUGAAGGAGAAGCUGAGCAUUUGA
Molecule: messenger RNA, 2970 nt
Organism: Kuraishia capsulata CBS 1993
Lineage: Eukaryota; Fungi; Ascomycota; Pichiomycetes; Pichiales; Pichiaceae
Exons: 1
Coding region: 1-2970 (989 amino acids)
Biological process (GO): alanyl-tRNA aminoacylation; tRNA modification
Cellular component (GO): cytoplasm; mitochondrion
Molecular function (GO): amino acid binding; aminoacyl-tRNA deacylase activity; alanine-tRNA ligase activity
Source: RefSeq, a predicted model, not a curated record